Molecule: messenger RNA, 1705 nt
Organism: Phragmites australis (common reed)
Lineage: Eukaryota; Viridiplantae; Streptophyta; Magnoliopsida; Poales; Poaceae
Exons: 1
Coding region: 264-1259 (331 amino acids)
Source: RefSeq, a predicted model, not a curated record
ACCAUCCCCACGCUCUCGUCCUCGUCUCCCUUCACAAAAGCCCCCUCGAUCUCUGCUCCGAAGAAACUUCUUCUCCUUCUCCUCCCACGCCAUUCUCAUCCCCCAAGAUCCCACGUCCUCGACCUCAGUCCCCACCGGGCGAGCACCGGCAUUAGGCGAGCGCUUCGUGUGAGUCGGAUCUGACUGGCGAGGCGGCGGCGUGUUCUUGGUGCGGAGGCAAGGCCGCGAAUCCAGGCAAGAAGUGCAAGAAGAGGAGGAGGAGGAUGGCGCAUCCGCGGGGCGGGGGAGGAAGGGUGCGGCUGCCACCGAUGAACGCGCUGGAGAUCCUGAGGGAGACGGUGCGCGUGCUGCGCAAGGACCCGCACGCGUUCACGUCCAUCCUGUUCCUGCUGCUCUGCCCGGCGUCCGGGUGCCUCCUCCUGUCCGCGGCCGCGCUGGACGGGGCCGUCGUGUUGCCUGUCGCGCGCAGGCUCCUCGUUGCCGCCGCGGCAUCGGGGCUCCCGCUCACGCAUUUCGUCAGGCAGCUGGCGCACCACCUCGCCGCCACGCUCGUGUCCGCCGUCGUGUCGUUCCCGGCGCUCCUCACGCUCCUCCUCGCCGCCCGCUCCGCCGUGGCCUACGCCGUCGCGGCCUUGUACGCCGGGAAGCCCCUCGCCGCGACCGACAUCAGCCUCCUGGCGCGCCGCGCAUGGCCGCGCCUCGCCGCCACGUACGCGGUCGGGUGCGCCGCCGUCGUCGCCGGCCUUGUCGCAUUUUUCGCCCUCCUCGUCACCGCCUGUUCCACGCUCAAGGCUAUGAUCUACCCGCCCGACAUUGUCGUCUGCGCCGGCCUCUUCACAGUUCUUGCCUACUCCGUGGUGUACGCGCACACUAUCAUAGUGUGCAACCUCGGUGGCGUCAUUGCCGUUCUUGAGGGCGUGGCCGGGGUCAAUGCGCUGCGCCGGUCUGUGGAGCUGAUGCGCGGCCAAACCCAUGUCGGGCUGUUCAUCUUUCUUGGAUCCACCAUUGGCCUGGCUUUCGUCGAGGGGCUGUUUGAGCACAGGGUGAAGACAUUGAGCUAUGGCGAUGGGUCGUCGCGGCUCUGGGAGGGGCCAUUGCUUGUCCUCAUGUACUCGUUCGUGAUGCUGAUUGAUUCGAUGAUGAGCGCGGUGUUCUACUUCACUUGCCGGUCAUCGAACUUGGACUUCUUGGACGAGGAGGGAUGCUCGGUUGAGGAGCUUGAGAUGAUGGUGGCUGGCAACUCAGAUGCUGUCAGGUGAUGAAGAAGAUUGGUUUGUUUCUCACAGUUGUAUCUGUUCAUAUGUCAUGGGGAAAUAAGUGAGAUGGUCAUGGCUAGGCUCCACGUAGAUUGGCCGGUGCUAUUGAUGGUUGUGGCGACAUGACUAUACACUUUAUGUGUAUGCUUGAUUGGUUGACGUUGUGAAUGGAGCCAUUUGUGAUCUUCCAUGGCUCCGUGCUCAUGUCAUGGCAGAUGUGGAAGAGAAAACAAGAGGGAGAUCUGUCAUGGGUGUGUUCUUGAUCAGACCAAGUUUUGGCACCGAUUCAAGAGCUGGUGAUGUGCGUAGCAUUCUUUCAAAAUGAUGUAACUAGUAUAUCAAUUUGAUUGUUGUGGAAUUUUUGUCGCCUUACAACAUUUUAGUUAUACUGGAUCAAACAUUUUCUGAUACUGAGGAAAUACAAAGGAUUCCAACACUUGAUUCUUGAA